CGUUCAGCGUUCACUCACUCACUCGCUCGCCGCUGCCUCUCUACGGCUGUGUGGCGCUCUUUUCUUCUUUCUUUCUUUUUCUUUCGCUCCCUCACACCUUGCCUGUCCCCUCCACUGCCUCCACCUACCCCUCGUCCUCCUCAUCCUCAACAAGUUGGGAUUAGCAUCGGACGCCCGGCAAAAUGGAGCCCAGGACACCCCUGUUGUGAAGCGAGCUUGCACCUCCAGCCAAACCGGGAUGAGCGUCCCGUGGAGCGCGCGCUCGGCGGCCCCGGCCAGGAGGGCGCACAAGCGGCUCGACUCGGACUCGGAGCCGCCGCAGCCUCCGGCCAAGCGCGCCCGCAGGCUGAGCAGCGAGGCCGGGGACGCGCACGGAGGAUUCCUCGUUGGCACAACCGCGAGCACCCCCGCUUACAUCGCCGCCGUCACCCAGCGGACACCGUCCAGGAUCGGACCCUUCCUGCUGCUGCCCGCCGCCACGACCGAGUGCGACGGCUUACACUGCCGCGCCGUGCACGUCUACACCGGCGACGAGCUUCUGUGCCAGGUCUUCAGCAUGGCAGAGUACCAGCAGAAGAUCCAAGCCUAUGGGGUGGUGCCCCCACACCCGGGCGUGUCCACCGUCCAGGAGGUGAUCCUCGGGGAGCACGAGGUCUACAUCUUCCUGGAGAAGGACUUUGGCAACAUGCACACGCUGGUGAAGAGCCAAAGGCGGCUGGACGAGACGCGGGCCAGGGUGCUCUUCCGGCAGAUGGCGCAGGCGGUGGCGCACUGCCACCAGGCGGGCGUCGUACUGGGCGACCUCAAGCUGCGCAAAUUUGUUUUUGUCGACCAAAACAGGACCCAAGUGCGUCUGGAGAGUCUGGAAGACUGCCACGUCCUGGAGGACCCGCGGGACGACGCCAUGUGCGACACACACGGCUGUCCGGCCUACGUCAGCCCGGAGAUCCUCAGCGGGGCGGCACCCUACUCGGGCAAGAUGUCUGACAUGUGGAGCCUGGGCGUAGUGCUGUACACCAUGCUGGCGGGCCGCUACCCUUUCCACGACGCCGACCCGGGCGCACUCUUUUCCAAAAUCCGGCGGGGUCACUGUUGCUUACCCGAGGGACUCUCGCCCGGGGCCCGCUGCCUAGUCCAGAGCCUUCUGAGGAAGGAACCAACGGAGAGACUGACGGCUUGCGAGUUACUGGCGCACCCGUGGUUCCGACACCCAGCGACGGAAGCGAGCCCAGCCGAGCAGAUGGUGCCAUCUUUCGAGGCGGAGGACGACGACCGUCUGCUCUCCUGACCAAAAAGGGACACCCGCCUGUGUACUGUGGAUUGGCAAAAUCAGUGUAGAGGGGCCACUAGGUGGCGGCAAAGCACUUAAAACAGUGGACCAUCAAGCAUCAACCGUCUUCUGCAGUCAAAGUAUUUAACUACCUUUGCCAAGAGCAUUGGCUAGCCUAAUAGGAAGCUAGCACAAACCAAUCUCGCAUUAAGCAAACAGAUAUUUGCACGAGCACUUUACACAAAUGGUAUUGUGACAUUUAAUUAAGUUUUGGACAGUUCUAAUAUGUUUGGGGAAACAAUUUGAUAUGAAACACAAUAACAAAAUUCCUGCACCGAGGUGCUUGACUGGCUUUGGUCGACGAGCUGAGAUUUUCAGUUGAAUAAGCGAGGAUACCAAAGAUUUAAAAAAAAGAAAAAGAAAGAAAUCAACAAAUUUGUGAAUGCUAAACUUUGGGGCUCGCUGUACCGCGUUUGUGUUAUGGGCAUUUAUUUUUUAAUUGUUGGUGCUAAGACAAGUUUGAAGUCAAGACAUCAAACGACAUUUGGCUGUCUUAACAGACAGCCGGAAUUCGUCUCACGUUGAUCGACGCUCAAAACGACGGGCAAAAGGAUGCAGAGAGUCUUUGAUAUACAUACAACAAAUUGCGUCCAAUGCCAAACAGAAACUUGAAUGAUGAUAUUUUUCUUAUUUUGGGGUAUUUACUUUGAAACAAGAGCGCAUUAUUUAGGAUGUUAUUUGGGCGCUAAUGAUUUUUGACAAGUCCUUCAAUUGUCGGCGCUCAAACGGAGCAACCAAGAGCGGCGCUACGCUUGGCCGGUUUAACAGAUGUCGGCGGCGACGACAGAACUCGUCAGCCUGGCUGACUGGCGCCCGGCGCAGAUGCGUCACGCUCAUUCACACACACGAGCAAAAACAUCCAUGAUGCCACUUUUGAUGACUAUCAUCGUGAACCUCGUGAAAAUAUUAAAACACGUUUCUUCUGAUACUUCAUCCGAAAAACAUUUUUCGGCUACAAUUUUGAAAUAAUUUAUGUUUGUAUUUUAUAAUUAAAAAAA
Molecule: messenger RNA, 2328 nt
Organism: Syngnathus acus (greater pipefish)
Lineage: Eukaryota; Metazoa; Chordata; Actinopteri; Syngnathiformes; Syngnathidae
Gene: trib1
Product: tribbles pseudokinase 1
Exons: 3
Coding region: 239-1288 (349 amino acids)
Biological process (GO): positive regulation of proteasomal ubiquitin-dependent protein catabolic process; protein phosphorylation; regulation of MAP kinase activity
Cellular component (GO): nucleus
Molecular function (GO): protein kinase activity; ATP binding; mitogen-activated protein kinase kinase binding
Source: RefSeq, a predicted model, not a curated record